GAAGGAGGCAUGCCAAAAAUAUAUACAGAGUAUGCCUGAACGGUGUGCAGCUGUUAUUAAAGCUAAAGGGCGUUGGACAAACUAUUAAAUCCUUGAAAUAAACAUUACUUUAUAUUAUGUUAUGAUCGCCGUCAAAAUUGGUCGCAUGUACCGUCUGAUUUUGAACGCAUGUCGUAGCAGCUACAUUCAUCCAAUCAGGGCAUGUCAUAUAUCAUUUGAUAGCUUUCGAAAUAAGCUUUCAGAUGAUAUAGCAUACAUGGUAUAUUGGGGCAUACGGAAGUAUGCACAGACGUAAGUUUCCAAAAAGUGAAAACAUGCGACCAAUUUUGACGGCUACUGUAUAU
Messenger RNA from Rhizopus microsporus ATCC 52813, 344 nucleotides. RefSeq lists its product as uncharacterized. The record is from RefSeq and is a predicted model, not a curated record. The transcript has a single exon. Lineage: Eukaryota; Fungi; Mucoromycota; Mucoromycetes; Mucorales; Rhizopodaceae. Bases 122 to 295 code for a protein of 57 amino acids.